AUGCGCCACCACCAACGUGCGGCGCUGAUAUUAAUUGCUCUUGCUUGCCUUCUCGCCAUGUCUGCGGCAGUAAUUGACGAUCAGCGAUUCGCUCUUAAUGGGAGGACACUACGCACGUCAAUGACGUCUGACGACGAGAAGGAUGACGAUGACAGAAUGGUCGACCUUUCUGGCUUGGGCCAGAGCGCGAAAUUAACCGAGUUGGGGGCAUUGAAAGACAUAAAGAUGAAGCCGAUUGCCGCCUUGACACUGUCGAAGCUUGAUGAGGCGGGCGACGACCUAUUCACGAGUCCGAAAUUCAAAACGUGGGUGAACUACGUAGCCUCCGUCGCGGAGAAACACUCGACGACAACAAUGAUGUCGAAGUUGACAGCUCAAUACAGCGACGGGUCUCUGAUUAGAAUGCUCGAAGCAGCGAAGAAGGUGGAGGGGGCGAAUGAGAUCGCACUGAGAUUGCAGCAAAGACAGGUGAGGACAUGGAUUAAAGCAGAAAAAACCGCAGACGAUAUUUUUGAGCUCCUCAAGUUGGACGAAGGGAUCGAGAAACUUCUUACCAACUCGAAUUUGGGCACAUAUGUCAGCUACAUGAAUCUAUUUAACAAGUACAGUCCUGGAAAAGAAACGACAUUGGUGAACACGUUCGUGACUUACUACGGAGACGAAGCGGUGGCGAAGACGAUCGAGGCGGCGAAGAAUGAGCCGGGGUCAGAGAAGCUUGCUAAGGAGUUGCAAGUCGCGCUUUUUAGUCAAUGGUUGAGGGAAGGAGCGCAGCCUAAAGAUAUCUGGAAAAUGCUUGGUCUAAAGGAGGGCACAGUGAACGUCAGCCCAAACGGGGAGAUUUGGCGAGGGUACGAGGCAUUUUUCAGUCUGCACAGCUAA
Messenger RNA from Phytophthora infestans T30-4, 879 nucleotides. Its product is annotated as secreted RxLR effector peptide protein, putative. The transcript has a single exon. The coding region runs from base 1 to 879 and encodes 292 amino acids. The record is from RefSeq and is a predicted model, not a curated record. Lineage: Eukaryota; Oomycota; Peronosporomycetes; Peronosporales; Peronosporaceae.